AUGAGUGAGGAAUACGCCAUCGUAGACGUAGACUCAGGCUGUGUCUGCACUGGCGAGUUCUUGCGCAAGAACAAGUCCACAUUGCCAUGUGCUUCUGCGCAAGAGCAUUUAUGGCAGUGUGAACGCUCUCUUGCGCAAGAAAGCUCCGAUGGACUAUCAGAUCAUUUGCGUGAAACCAAUGUAUGUGUGUGGGAAGACAGAGGGGAAUCCAACUUCAAUGUAAAAGGACACUUCAGUCCAAUUUUAUAUCAACCAAGAGAUUUAAAAUACUUCCUUCUGAUUAACAGGAAGAAGGCAAAAGAACCAGAGGUAGUUGAGACAGCUGUUGAAGUGAAAGAGGAACCUGUCUUGGUGUGUCCCCCUCCACGAAGUAGGAAGUACCUUCCCCCGGAGGACAUCCAGAGUCGUCUUGAAUCUCAUGUCAGGGAGAUUUUUGGACCCUCACUCUCUGAGGACUGGCAAAAGGCUUCACUAAAAGAAAGCAAGUUAAAAUAUCGCCUCUUGGCACAACUGGCAGCAGAACUAGGUCAUGCGGUCCCUAAUUCUCGGCUCCACCAGAUGUGCACUGCUGGGGAUGUGUUAGCUUUCUACAGCACCCAGGUCAAAGAUGCCUCAAAAUUUGAUGAGCUGUGCACUGCAGAGUUACCCCCAAACCUAAAGAUUAUAUGGAAAUACUGAAUUAUGCCAAGUAAGAGGGAUGACUUCUGGGAUGAUGUCCAGAAAAGAUUCAUCAUAGAGAUGGUUUAAAUAUAUGCUCCAUUGGGAGUUCACUUAAAUGUCUUCAGAUUUCAAGGACGUUACUUCAGAAAAAACUUUUGUUGUGAUGCACCAGGGAUAGCGUGGUCAAUAAAGAGAACAUCUGUA
Messenger RNA from Pelodiscus sinensis (Chinese soft-shelled turtle), 864 nucleotides. NCBI's taxonomy places the organism in Eukaryota, Metazoa, Chordata, Testudines, Trionychidae. The record is from RefSeq and is a predicted model, not a curated record.